This is a messenger RNA of Symbiodinium sp. CCMP2592, 3597 nucleotides long. NCBI's taxonomy places the organism in Eukaryota, Dinophyceae, Suessiales, Symbiodiniaceae. The record is from the annotation of a GenBank genome assembly.
AUGGCGGCCUCGUACUCAGAGUCCGAAGCUGUCUUCAGCGACAAGGUCAGGACCUCGGGCCUGUCGGCUGCUGACCAGACUAAUGUGUUGGCUGGACUGAAGAAUCUGAAACAGCUGGCAUUUGUCAGCUCCUUCACUCCGGGACAAGCCGAUGAGAAGCCUUUGAUUGCGGCUUUGGAUGCUCUAGUCAAAAGGGACACCAGUGCUGACUUAGCUGCUCAGGCGUGCUUCAGAGCUCUUUUCCAGCAGGCUUACGCCAUAGUCACCACCGAGUUUAGACAGGCCAUUGAGCGCACUGAAGACGCUCCCAGUCGGUCUCUCAGCGCGCCUGAGCGUGAGGAGCGCUACACGCGACAGGUGAAGAAGUUAACCGGGAUCAACAUAAAAGACGAGACUGAACCAAGUCAGGCCUUGGUUGAUCUCUGCGUGAAUAUUUAUGAGUCGAACACUUUGCGCUACGUGGCCUGGGAGAAGUUCAAGGCGAUGCCAAAAAAGGACACUCGAUUCACGCUCGAUGCUCAGGGCAAGACCUUGAAGCUUGAGUCGAAGGCCCCAGAUGACAAGUGUCAGGUCGACUCCGAGGUGCAUCUUCUUCAGGCUUUACAGCGCAGAGCCCUUGCCCUGGACCAAGCCAAUGUUGUUGAUUAUGCUGUCAUCGAUGUCUGGCAUCAGAAGUUGCUUAGGGCGCGGAUGCAGGAGGUGCCAGCAGGUCAUGUCCGGCCCAGCUUCAAGCAGCUCUUGCGGGCCGAUCAGAAGCUUUUCUCGGAGUUGCAGGACCGCUGUCGCGCAGGAAUCCAGGCCACAUCAGCCGGCCGCCCCUUGGAUGGCCUGAUUCCUUUGGUGAUGGAUCUGAGUGAUGUGGCAGUCCUGUUGCAAUCCCUGCCUGGAAAUGCCUCCUCCUCUUCUGAUGUGCCUCCGGGUCCGUGGGUCUCUCGCGAGAGGCCGAGCCCAUACACUCGAGAGGGAAAAGGCCGAGGCAAAGCGGGUAAAGGACGGGCCAAGGGGAAGGGCGUGCUGCCUAAGCCCCUUGUGGGCUGCUAUAGUUCGACAAAUGCUGGCGAACCCAUAUGCUUCGAUCACAACAUCAAUGGAUGCAGCCGGGCUGUCAAAAGCGGCAGAUGUGGCUGGGAAUGUCCCCAGCUUGACUCAUUGGAGUCUCAAUCCCUGAGUUCAGCUAAUGAGCUGGACCAUGCAAUGCCUUGCCCUGUGGGGCCUGCUGCAACAUUGGUUGCUGCUUGUGCUUCACUCAAUGAGAGAAUGCAUGAUGCCUGUUCGCCCGUGGGCGGUGAACCUUCUGUUGGAGCGCGUGAUUGUGCCACCGCGGAUCCUCCUAAAAGGAAGUCCGAUGACAGCGACCGUGAGUCGCCGGGCAAGGCGCCUCGACUUGGAGGCCCUGAAGCCCUUGCCUCUGAUUUGCACCGCAAACUCUUGUUCGAUGCAGCUAGUGUGCUUUCUCUCUUCGACCUUCUGCCAAAGGCUGAUAUCACACGACUUUCUCAAGCCAAAGGCUCAGUCUUCGCGGUGGGGUCGUAUUCUCACGGUCCUAUCAAAGGUUUGCGGCAUUUCACCCGAAUUUAUCCCAAUGUUUGCCGAUACUUGUGUGCUUGCGUCCUGCAUGUCCUUCCGACGCACAAAUUUUCAAGUCUGUUGAUCUCUGACUCGGUUGAAAGUCAACCUCACGCUGAUCCCAACAACGGCCCGACUUUGAAUCUCUUGAUACCUCUGACGCACUUUUCAGGUGGCUCACUGCGAGCCGGUGAUUGCGACCUCGACUUCAGUCGGGGUGCCUGGGCUUUCAAUGCUCGCGACGGCUGCCACGCCGUGGCGCCUUUUCAGGGUCGUCGGGUUAUGCUCAUAGCUUUCAGCACCAAGGGCGUUUGCGAUUCCGAUUCUGAGGUGUUGUCUCAGCUCCAGUCCUGUGGUUUCGCCCUUCCCAGCGCUGAUGCUGUGAUGCCCGCGUCUCCAGUGGGCCCUCUACCUGACAUCAGGAGCUCUGUCACUCAUGAGCCCCUGAAAGUGCUGAAGCCUUCCCGGCUUGUUGUCCUCGACCUCUUCUGCGGACGAGGUGUUGCAGCUCAGGCCCGAACGACAAUCCACUUGGCAAUAUUUGCGAUUGGUCUCACCGUUUGCGGCCAGCCGAUAACUCGGCUUGGCAACGAUCGCCGUUCAGUGACUCUUUGCCUUCGUGCGUUGGGCCUGGAUGCUCACUCGGCCUUUGUUCUCGGCAAGGUGUAUGCGGAGCACCUUGCCGAAAGUCUGCGCUUGCAGGCGGCUGGUGAGGACUUACUUCCGAUUAUGCCCGAGUUCAAGUACAUGGUCAACGUGCACGUCGCUGAUUGCUCCCAGCUGCAGCUGGAUGACAAAAAUACCCCUGCCACCGCCACGUUUGGCGUGUUUCGGACUCCUGACGAGUUCGUUGCUGCCAGCUUGCGCCUCGAGCAUCCGUUCGACGCUUUUGCACACGUGCCUGAUGGUCUCAUCAGGAAUUUGGGGCGGCUGCUUAUCGACGGUCCCUUGCCCGUCGUGCGACGCCGGCUUGACCUACUUACCAAGUGGUCUGCGUGGGCCGAUGAACUGGCCGAGCCUGAGAGAGCUCUUCAUGCUUCGCUUGAUCCCAGAGUUGGUGCGGUCCUUUCUGGCAAAAGGUUCGCGAUUUUCCAACGAGGGAAGCUGAGGUGCAUUGACGAUUUGUCCGAGAACAGUGUCAACUCGUCCUGGGAAGUGGCAGAAAAGAUUGACCUGCGUGCGAUGGACGAACUCCUUUGGAUAACAUCGAGGCUCAUGCAAUCCAUCGUUGAUCGAGGAUUUGUCAACCUUCGUCUUUCUUCUGGUGAAGUGAUCAGCGGCCCGUUGCAUACCGUGUGGCGCACGCGGCCUGAGUCCGCGCGCCCAGUCUUGAAGUGCGUGGAUUUGAAGUCUGCUUACAAACAGUAUGCUAUAAGGCCAUGUGACAGCAAGAGGUGUGUGGUCAGCCUCCGGCGGCCCUCCGACGGGCAAGCCGUCGGUUUCAUUUCACAUACCCUACCCUUCGGCUCGCUCGCGAGCGUAGGGCAGUUCAAUCGCGUUGCCCGCUUGAUUCACCGCAUCCUUAUUGAGCUGGAGUGCCUGGCCUGUAACUAUUAUGACGACUUCCCAGUUCUCGAUGUGAGUAUGCUUUCGGCCAACACCGAGAAGACGAUCCGCAAGCUCAUGCGCCUCCUGGGCGUGAUCUGCUCAGAGGACAAGGAGUUGCCUUUUUCUUCGGUGGCCGAUCUCUUGGGGGUCCGAUACUUCGGGGUCACGCUGAGUGACUCCCUGGUCGACCUAUGGGCCGAGAGCGGCAAGAAGACCUGGACAAAGGACCCCGCCCGCGAUUCUCUCUCCGUACGGCAGUGGACAUUAGAUGCGAUGUGGACCGGAGUGUAUCCUUCAAAGGACUGGAGGGGCAUCAAAUACCGUGCAGGCAGCAGGGAACAGGAAAAAGCCGGAAAGACACUGGCCAACGGCUGGAAGGCCGUGGUUUGUGCAUGGAGUGGGGACAUGGAUUUUUACAGGCUAUUCCUUGGCCUGCCCAGUCAUACUGCGAAUUACCCCUGUGCACUGUGCAGGCUGGACUGA